AUGGAAGAUGCAAAAGCAAAAGUGAGAUGCAUAGAGAGUGAGAGGGAAGCUCUUCUAACCUUCAAGAAUGGCCUCAUCGAUAAGAAUGGUAUUCUCUCUUCUUGGCAAAGUGACGAAUGCUGCAAAUGGCACGGUGUUGAGUGCAACAACACCACUGGCCAUGUUAUCACCCUCCAGAUUGAUGGUGUGGUUGAUAUGGAUUAUGUUGGUGAAUUGCAAGGUGAGGUUCGUUCUUCAUUGCUUGAGUUGCAUCAUUUAAACUAUCUUGACCUUACUCAGAUCAAUUUUGGAGGCGUUCUAAUCCCAGAAUUCAUUGGUUCCAUGAAACAAUUACAACACUUGUAUCUUAAUAGUUGUAACUUUUCUAGGACUAUUCCUCCCCAGUUAGGGAACCUUACCAACCUACGAACACUUGACCUCAGUUGGAAUGAUUUUGGAGGCAUUCCAAUCCCAGAAUUCAUUGGCUCCAUGAAACAAUUACAACACUUGUAUCUUAAUGGUUGUAACUUUUCUAGGAGCAUUCCUUCUCAGUUAAGGAACCUUACCAACCUACGCGCACUCUAUAUCUCGCAAAAUUCUUUGAGUUCCAUAUCUCCUUUUGUGUUUGGUUCCAUAUUUGGAUCACUUGAAACAUUGCACUUGUCUGAUAAUCAAUUCACUGGUUUAAUGCCAAGCCUGAGAGUGUUUCCUUCAUUAAUAAAACUGGACCUUUCAAAAAAUAACUUUACAGGCACUGUUCCUCUAAGUAUUGGCCAACUCUCCAAGCUUCAACUUCUAGAUCUUUCUCAUAAUUCUUUGGAAGGUUUAGUUCCUCCAAGUAUUGGCCAACUCUCCGAGCUUCAACAUCUAGAUCUUUCUCAUAAUUCUUUGGAAGGUUUAGUCUCUGAAUCCCACUUCUCUAAGCUUUAUAAGCUGAAGUCACUAGAUCUAUCAUUCAAUCCAUUAUUGAUGUUGGAUACUUCCCUUAAUUGGAGUCCUCCAUUUCAGUUGAAGUAUAUAUAUUUAGUCAGGUGCAAUGUGGGCCAAUUUCCAAAAUGGAUUCAAACUCAGAUGAACUUGUCUUACCUUGAUCUCAGUGGUGCCAAUAUAACAGAUGAAGCCCCAAUAUGGUUGUGGAAUAUGUCUUCUUCAUUACAUUACUUAUAUCUUUCCCAGAAUCAAAUAAGUGGUGCAGUUCCAAAUAUCUCAUCCAUGUCCAUUUGGUUUAUGGAUCUUAGUUACAAUCAAUUCUCGGGUCAUAUACCACCAUUUCCUGUCAAUGCACCUUUGAACGGGGAGGUUCCCAACUGCUGGGAGAAAAUGUUCGACUUGGAGAGUUUAAGUGUCAUUGACGUUGAAGGAAACAAGCUGACAGGAGAGAUCCCCAUUUAG
This is a messenger RNA of Salvia hispanica, 1371 nucleotides long. Lineage: Eukaryota; Viridiplantae; Streptophyta; Magnoliopsida; Lamiales; Lamiaceae. The record is from RefSeq and is a predicted model, not a curated record.